GUCAAACCUUUGAAAAUACAAAAAUGGCGCCUAUCGUGGUAGACGAGCUAAAGUUGAUAGCAGAUUUGUUAAAAGGAGCUCCCGGAUUAAAUUUGGACCUUUUCCGACGAGCGAAAAUCACAACGAUUCAACUGAUAACAUUUACUGAGACCCAACUAGCAAGCGCGAUAAAAUCGAGCCCGGAUAUCGAUACACCGGUUGACGAAAAGAUAUUAUGGUCCUGGAUUCUCGACUGGCGAAGAAGAAACGGUCUGGAUAACGCAACAAUCGUUCCGGAAGAACCAGCUCACUCUUCGGUAGAAGUUUUGCAUAAAACUGCAACUGAUUUUGAGAACACAUUUACUGGAAAAAGUUGUGAUGCAUCGAUAAACGGUGAAGCAGAAACCGCUGAAUCGUCCUCAGAUAAGCCUCUUGAUUUAAAAGUGGUAUGUAACAUUUCCGCAAGCUGAAAAUUGGAAAUUAUUAGUUUUUUUUUAUUUUUCUCUCAGAGCGCUUCCAAAAUAUACGAUUUAAGUUGCGGCUUAGUCGUCAAUAAGCCCGGCAGCAGUAGAAAUAAUUUUCCGGGAGGAAGAGUGACGGAAUUGAACGGACAUAUAACAUCAGAGCUCGUAACAGACGGAGAUCCACACAACACAAGUCAAACAAAGCAAGUUCUCGAUCAACCCCCGGAGGUUGACGCCAUCGAUGGUCUGCAAGUUUCAACAUCUUCAGUUGGCGAUACACCUUCCCGUUUGACCCCGGCUCUGCUGAAGGAGCUUAUGCAGCAAACUGUAUACGGCGAACAAUUGCUGAAAGCCGCUGAAACUCACUGCUUGUCGGAUUCUGGAAGAAAGUUUGUUGUCGACACGGUGGCAAGGUACCACUUAACCCGAAACUGUAAAACAUCAUCCGAAGUGGUAGAAGAUCUAAGUACAGUAAUAUGCGGACUAUUCAAAAAGGAAAACAAGGAAACAUAUUACAUUCCGAAAGCCAAGAACCGUGGUAACCCUGCUGGCAAAUUAUACAGUCGUAUAAAUUAUAUUAAACAAUCGGAACGUAAACGUGAUCAAAAAGAGAAGCAUCACAUUUCAACGGACAACGAUUUGGAUAACGAACAACUGUUACCCGAGGUAGCAACAGCAUUGGCCUGGUUGGAAAUUAAUAGGUUUCCUUGGGCGACUGUCCUGUCACAAUGGGAACUAAGUUUUCCUGCCAGAAAAGCUGAUCUACGUCAGUUUUCUAAGGCCGGUCAAUUAAUCAAUACUUACCCACACCUCUCAAAUGAGUGUGGAUAUCAACUGCUGGAUAUCGAGUACCGUAAACUUGGUCUGGGAAAUCCGACGGAACCAUCGAAGAAAUGGAAUUCAUUGUUUGAGCCCAUUGCAAAAUAUGUCAGCAAGUAUGCUAAGGAUCCAUCAGCUAAAGACUUGUCAUAUGCUUUGAGAAAUAACGAGCUAUCGAUCGAUUGUCGACUACUGAAUUUACUUCUGGCUUUAAAUACGGUGCUCGUUCCAGUUAAGGCCUCGAAAGGUUUUAAGCCGACGGUAGCCACGGGCCAAGCAGAAACAUUUCUGUUAGUCGACAACAAGGAUCAAGCACUUAGUGAGUUGGAGAAAACUAUACAAAUAUACGAAGAACAGAGGUUUGCAAUUGCUCCGAAGCUCAUCGUCGUUGGAGAGAACUUGACUGCUGCUACAGGUGAAUGCCUGGUGGUAUAUAAAGAUAUAAUCUACAAUCUUGAAACUAUUGUGCGUGGAGUUGACGUAUUGUUGAAACUACAAAUAGUCCUUGGAUUACCGGUUGCUAAAUUUUCAAAAUUGGUGUGGGUAUUCAUCGAGCAAUUCGUAUACGAAGUACCUUCGAAUUAUGGCGGCUAUUUAUGUAUCAAUAAGUUAAUCCAUUUUUUGAAUAGCCAGUCUGAAAAUCAGCGAUAA
This is a messenger RNA of Armigeres subalbatus, 1913 nucleotides long. RefSeq lists its product as uncharacterized. Lineage: Eukaryota; Metazoa; Arthropoda; Insecta; Diptera; Culicidae. The record is from RefSeq and is a predicted model, not a curated record. Bases 759 to 1913 code for a protein of 384 amino acids. The transcript has 8 exons.